ACACGAGUCUGCACAUAGCGCACUGCUAAUCAAGGCACACUCAUGUUUACAAAGAAAAACAUUUUUAUAUGAAUUAAUAUAAUACUUAAAUGUAUGAAAAAGAUAAAACAUACUUGACAAAUUAACAACUAUUUGGUAACAAAAAGAAAAAGAGGAGACAAUACUUGUUAUUCGAUAUAAAGGUACAGUCAGUGUUUCCCACAGACCAGGUAGCAGUUUGUGGUGCGCCACUGUGCCGAUGAGGGAAUCGUGCGCGGUGGUGUCGUGGCGGUCGGUGGAGUCGGUCAUUGGGGUGUAUGCAAAGUGUUUACAGCGGGCGGUGUUCAAACACACUAUUUUUCUUCAGAGUCACCUGCUGGGACUAUUUUAAAGCUACAAGAAGCAUUUGAGAUUAAUCUAAAUUCUUUUAAGUUCUUUAAGAGAAGACAGCUAAAACAAUUUUUCCCAGAACCCUGCCUGGUUUCAUUCCUCGACCCAACUUUACCUUACAGGGCAGGCCAUUAGUUUGCUGGACUUGAUGUUGGUGGAAAACCUGUCUUUUAAAUUUAUGAAAAUUACUCACCAAAAUUCAAGUUAAAGUUUAUUUUUUUGCCGUUUUGGUGGCAAUCUUUCAAUCAUUCUUUAGUUGACAUUCAAGGAAUAAAUUGCAAAAAACAAGCUGGAGGUUCAAUACUCCAUUGAGUAAACAUUGAGAGUCAAUGAAAUUAUAAUAGUCAAAUAAAUACGAAGUUAUUAUUAGCCUAUGGGCAUCCUACAGUAGCCUCUCAACUACUGCAUUUUAUCUUUAUCACAUUGUUUGCUGCGUUUCCAACGUUAUAGGCUGACAGCUGGACGUUCAAUACUGAUAAUGUUAUAAGGCUAGCAGUUCAUAAAGCGGCAGCACGGUGGUGUAGUGGUUAGCGCUGUCGCCUCACAGCAAGAAGGUCCGGGUUUGAGCCCCGUGGCCGGCGAGGGCCUUUCUGUGUGGAGUUUGCAUGUUCUCCCCGUGGGUUUCCUCCGGGUGCUCCGGUUUCCCCCACAGUCCAAAGACAUGCAGGUUAGGGCUGCAUGAUAUCAGAAAAAUAUUCGAUAACAUGACUGGAUCUCUCGAUAUCGAUAUGUAUCACGAUAAUUAAAUACAUAAUGUUUUUCUUACCUCUACUCGCCGUUCUGCCCUGUAUCUAGCAUUUAAAAAAAACACCCAAUGCAUCGCUUCCAUUCCAGCAUUAUUUUUUGUUGGAAAAACAUGGCUACACCUGCAGUGGUGUCCAUCAACCAUCUUUAAAUCUCUUAAUUUUUGUGAGCACAGCAGAAAAUGUCUUAAGUUGAAGUAAACAAAAAACUGAAAACUACAUUACAUUAACAUAAAGCAUUCAAAAUGUCAAUUUCAGCGGCUCCCGGGAGAUGAAGAAUGAUGGAGGGAAAGAGAUCAGACUCCCCAGAACCCAGCUGUGUGUCCAUGAAGAGUGACGGGUCAAUGGAACGCCCACCUGUCUUCAGAGACAGUCCUGCUGAUCAGAGAAUGAUGGAGGGAAAGAGAUCAGACUCACCAGAACCCAGCUGUGUGUCCAUGAAGAGUGACCGGUCAAUGGAACGCCCACCUGUCUUCAGAGACAGUCCUGCUGAUCAGAGACCACAAAAGAAGAAAUCAAACAUCAGCAGAAAUCAGCUGGAGUCCAUAUUCAAGGAGCUGGAACACAAAGUCAUCAGUGUGAUCCAGAAGGAGCUGAAGAGGUUUAAGGAGCUCCUGAGUCCAGAUUCCCCAGCAUGCUCUGAGAGGGAGGUGGAGGAUGAGGAGGAUCAGAGCAGUGUCAGAGAGGGAGUGCUGAAGAUCACACUGCACUUCCUGAAGAACAUGAACCACACAGAUCUCGUUCACACACUGCGCAACAAACACGUCUCUGUGUAUCGGCAAAAUCUGAAAUCCAACCUGCGAGAGAAGUUUAAAAGAGUUAAUGAAGGAAUCUCACAGCAUGGAAGCUCAGCUCUUCUGAAUGAGAUCUACACAGAGCUGUACAUCACAGAGGGUUGGAGUGGAGACAUUAAUAAAGAACAUGAGGUGAGACAGAUUGAGACGGCAUCCAGGAGACCAGCAACACAGGAGACAUCCAUCAAAUGUAAGGAUCUCUUUAAAGACACGUCCAUCAGAAGUGUGCUGACUAAAGGAGUUGCUGGAAUUGGAAAAACAGUCUCUGUGCAGAAGUUCAUUCUGGACUGGACUGAAAGAGAAGCGAAUCAGGACGUCACCUUCAUGUUCCCACUUCUCUUUAGAGAGCUGAAUCUGAUGAAGGAGAGAAAUCUCAGUCUGAUGAAUCUUCUUCAUCACUUUUUCCCAGAAAUGAAAGAAUUACAAUUCAUAGACUGUGAUAUGAACAAAGUCCUGUUGAUCUUUGAUGGUCUGGAUGAGUGUCGACUUCCUCUAAAUUUCCAGAACAAUGAGAGAUUGUGUGAUGUGAUGGAGUCGGCCUCAGUGGAUGUGCUGCUGACAAACCUCAUCAAGGGGAAUCUGCUUCCCUCUGCUCUCCUCUGGAUAACCUCUCGACCAGGAGCAGCCAAUCAGAUCCCUCCUGAGUGUGUAGGCCAGGUAACAGAGGUACGAGGGUUCAGUGAUCCUCAGAAAGAGGAGUACUUCAGGAAGAGGAUCAGUGAUCAGAGCCUGGCCAAUAAAAUCAUCACACACAUGAAGUCUUCAAGAAGCCUCUACAUCAUGUGCCACAUCCCAGUCUUCUGCUGGAUCUCAGCCACUGUUCUCAAGAGAAUGUUGGGUGAAGCAGAGAGUGGAGAGAUCCCCAAGACUCUGACUCAAAUGUUCACACACUUCCUGAUCUUUCAGAUCAAACAGAAGGACCAAAAGUACCAUCAGAAAUGUGAGCCUGAUCCUCAGCAGACCAGAGAGAGUAUCCUGGCACUGGGAAAACUGGCUUUCCAACAGCUGGAGAAAGGAAACCUGAUCUUCUAUGAGGAAGACCUGAGAGAGUGUGACAUUGAUGUGAGAGAAGUGUCAGUGUACUCAGGAGUGUGUACCCAAAUCUUCAGAGAGGAGUUUGGGCUUCACCUGGGGAAGGUCUUCAGCUUUGUACAUCUGAGUGUUCAGGAGUUUCUGGCUGCUUUAUAUGCGUUUCUCUGCUUUAUUUUCAGAAAUAUAAAUGUGCUCGUGGAUCAAAGAACUGGACUUUUUAAUUUCUUAACCAAAUCAAACAUGUCUGAUUUCCUCAGGAGUGCAGUGGACAAGGCCUUACAGAGUGAGAAUGGACACCUGGACCUGUUCCUCCGCUUCCUUCUGGGUCUCUCACUGGAGUCCAAUCAGACUCUCUUACGAGACCUACUGCCCCAGACAGGAAGUAGCUCUCACAGCAAACAGGAAACAGUCAAGUACAUCAAGGAGAAGAUCAGGGAGAAUCCAUCUCCAGAGAAAUCCAUCAAUCUGUUCCACUGUCUGAAUGAACUGAAUGAUCAUUCUCUAGUGCAGGAAGUACAACGUUACCUGAACAGAGGAGGUUCCAGUCGUCUCCGUGGAGUCAGACUCUCUCCUGCUCAGUGGUCAGCUCUGGUGUUUGUGUUACUGAACUCAGAACAGGAGCUGGAUGUGUUUGAUUUGAGUAAAUAUAACCCAUCAGAGGAAUGUCUUCUGAAGCUGCUGCCAGUGGUCAAAGCCUCCAGAAAAGCUGAUCUGUGUGGGUGUAAACUGAGAGAGGAAAGCUGUAGAGUUCUGUCCUCAGUUCUCAGCUCAAACUCCUCCAGACUGAGAGAACUGAACCUGAGGGACAAUAAACUGCAGGAUUCAGGAGUGAAGCUGCUCUCUGCUGGACUGGAGAAUCCACACUGUACACUGGAGACACUGAGGUUGUCUGGCUGCAGGAUUACAGGUGAAGGUUGUGCUGCUCUGGUUUCAGCUCUGAGGUCAAAUCCCUCAUCACACCUGAGAGAACUGGAUCUGAACUACAAUAAUCCAGGAGAAUCAGGAGUGAAGCUGCUCUCUGAUCUACUGAAGGAUCCACACUGUACACUGGAGACACUACAGUUGUCUGGCUGCAGUAUUACAGGUGAAGGUUGUGCUGCUCUGGUUUCAGCUCUGAGGUCAAAUCCCUCAUCACACCUGAGAGAACUGGAUCUGAACUACAAUAAUCCAGGAGAAUCAGGAGUGAAGCUGCUCUCUGAUCUACUGAAGGAUCCACACUGUACACUGGAGACACUACACUUUAACACCCUGAAGGAUUCAGAUGAUUCAGAUGUAGAAGUUCCAUGACUGAUCCCAUCCUUUAUCCACUCAGCUCAACAUCACUUCACACAGUAAUCAUAGAUUUCAUCACAGAUUUAAUCUGUUUGUCCCCGGGGCUUUAGCAGCUCCAUGUGGUUUCAUUCAGUUUGUUAGAACAUGACAGCGAGCAUUUAUUUCAGUGAGUCACAGCUAUGAUACUGAUUCAGUCGUUUUGUCUUCAGUUUACAUCAUUUUAAAAACAGCGAUUGAAAACCUUCCUGUACAUUUACUGUAAAGUCAUUCCACACAAUGAUGAUAGAUAGAUAGAUAGAUAGAUAGAUAGAUAGAUAGAUAGAUAGAUAGAUAGAUAGAUACUUUAUUGACUAAAACAUUGCAGCCAUUGGUUGAAUUACGUUUGUUAACAAAUACAUAAAAAUGAAAAAAAAUGAUAUAUAUAAUUUUUUUUCUGUAUGUUGAUUAAAUUUAUCUACUGUG
This is a messenger RNA of Neoarius graeffei (lesser salmon catfish), 4672 nucleotides long. Its product is annotated as NLR family CARD domain-containing protein 3-like. Bases 1391 to 4225 code for a protein of 944 amino acids. The record is from RefSeq and is a predicted model, not a curated record. Gene Ontology annotation, molecular function: protein binding. The transcript has 10 exons. Lineage: Eukaryota; Metazoa; Chordata; Actinopteri; Siluriformes; Ariidae.